AUGGGGCAGCUCUGCAAGUUUAUGCUCGAGCCGUGGUCGAUCCCCGGGUUCGUGUGCCGUCGGCUGUUGCUUGUCGCUUGUGGCGUCACGCCAGGCGAGCAGCGUGACAGCGAGCGGCGUGACAACGAGCGGCGUGACAGCGAGCGGCGUGACAGCGAGCGGCGUGACAGCGAGCAGGGUGACAGCGAGCAGCGUGACAGCGAGCAGGGUGACAGCGAGCAGCGUGACAGCGAGUGGCGUGACAGCGAGCAGCGUGACAGCGAGCAGGGUGACAGCGAGCAGCGUGACAGCGAGCAGGGUGACAGAAAGCAGCGUGACAGCGAGUGGCGUGACAGCGAGCGGCGUGACAGCGAGCGGCGUGACAGCGAGCAGCGUGACAGCGAGCGGCGUGACAGCGAGCGGCGUGACAGCGAGCGGCGUGACAGCGAGCAGGGUGACAGCGAGCGGCGUGACAGCGGCAAUAAGCGUGACAGCGAGUGGCGUGACAGCGGAGAGAAGCGUGACAGCGAGUGGCGUGACAGCGAUGGGACGUAUUGCGCCGACUGA
Molecule: messenger RNA, 546 nt
Organism: Bacillus rossius redtenbacheri
Lineage: Eukaryota; Metazoa; Arthropoda; Insecta; Phasmatodea; Bacillidae
Product: transcription initiation factor TFIID subunit 1-like
Exons: 2
Coding region: 1-546 (181 amino acids)
Source: RefSeq, a predicted model, not a curated record